CCCCAUGGCAGCAUUUUCUGCUAACAAGAAGAGGGGCAACAUUCAUAACCAGACUAUGCAACAAUCGUUUACAUCGCCAACUACCAGUGGUUGGCACGCACCAUCCCAUCCCGGACCAAGGAGCUUCGAUAGGGAUUUGCCUGUCCAUCAGAUGCAAAGCCAAUUUUCACCUGCUCAAGGUGUAUACAACCAUGGUCCAUACAACCCAAGAAUAAGAAGUCCUUCACUCAUGCAUCCAGGCCAAUCUGGUGCUUGGAAUGGAUCACAGGCCACUGAUCAUUAUAACUUAGUAUCUGAUGGAACACCGAGAGGAAUGUAUAGUAAUCCUCCCAGGCAUCCUGGAACUUCUCAAAGGGUCUGGAAUCCUUCUAAUACAUCAACUUAUGGUAAUUUGCCCGGCCCUUACUUUUCUCUAGGAGAUAGCCCUAGUUUCAACUAUGGAGCAGCCAGGCCUCAAAUGUUUGGUAACAGGCCGAAUCUUGAUCAAGGAUCUGGAGGUAGUGCUUAUAUCAGUCCAGGAAGAGGCAGGAGUCGUGGAUACAGUGGGAGCAGCACUCCUGGUUUAGGAAGGAGUGUCGGACGAGGACAAGGUUUUCGUGGUCGUAGCUCAGCAUCAAACAGGAUAUUAGGGCCAGAGAGUUACUUUGAUCAAUCCAUGUUGGAAGAUCCUUGGCAGCAUUUAGAACCUAUUCCAUGGAAAAGACAAGAAGCUGGAAUGGAUAGUUCGAGUACUCCGGGCACUUCAAAUUCCUGGCUUCCGAAAUCCAUUGACCCAAAGAAGGCAAAAGUUUCAGAGGCUUCUUCAAACAAGUUUAACUCUCAACAAAGUCUGGCCGAGUACCUUGCUGCUUCAUUCAACAAAGCUGUUGAGGAUACGCAAAAUGAAUGAAAGUUGCUCAAAUCUCAAAGAACAACCACAAUUGGCUUGAAAUGAGAAGAGAUCUGUUAUGGCAACUUGAUGAGAUUUGCUUUUCUCCCAUUCUCAUUAAUCUCAGCAGGCUUAUCUUUGAGAUUUGAAUUCGAAGAUUUCUAGAUGAAGCCAAGAUUAUUUUAAUGGAGGACAAGCAACGGUUUUGGCUUUCGAACUGGGUCUG
Messenger RNA from Hibiscus syriacus, 1094 nucleotides. Its product is annotated as protein SICKLE-like. Gene Ontology annotation, biological process: mRNA splicing, via spliceosome; miRNA processing. The transcript is spliced from 3 exons. The record is from RefSeq and is a predicted model, not a curated record. Bases 5 to 889 code for a protein of 294 amino acids. Lineage: Eukaryota; Viridiplantae; Streptophyta; Magnoliopsida; Malvales; Malvaceae.